AUGCGCGGUCGCCUUUGUGUGGGUCGAGCGGCGGCGGCGGCGGUGGCGGUCGCACUGGCUGGCGGGCAAGAGGGGAGUCCGGGCGGCGGCGUCCGGCGCGGGAGCCGGGGUGCCACCAUGGUCAAGAAGCGGAAAGGCCGCGUUGUGAUCGACUCGGACACGGAGGACAGCGGCAGUGACGAGAACCUGGAUCAGGAACUCUUAUCCCUAGCCAAAAGGAAACGUAGUGACUCUGAAGAGAAAGAGCAACCUGUUAGUCAGCCUGCAGCUUCUUCAGACUCUGAAACAUCGGACAGUGAUGAUGAGUGGACAGUUGGAGGCUCAAAAAAUAAGAAAAAAGGAAAAACUGGGAAGAUAGAGAAGAAGGGAACAAUGAAAAAGCAGACAAACAAAGCUGCUUCCUCAGGUAGCUCCGACAAAGACAGCUCAGCUGAGAGUUCAGCCCCUGAAGAAGGUGAAGUGUCUGACUCUGACAGUAACAGUUCCUCCUCCAGCUCAGAUUCGGAUUCUUCCUCUGAGGAUGAGGAGUUCCACGAUGGAUAUGGAGAAGACCUCAUGGGAGAUGAAGAAGAUAGGGCCCGUUUAGAACAAAUGACAGAGAAGGAGAGGGAACAGGAACUAUUUAACAGGAUAGAAAAGAGAGAGGUGCUUAAGAGAAGAUUUGAAAUUAAGAAAAAAUUAAAAACAGCUAAGAAAAAAGAAAAGAAAGAAAAAAAGAAAAAACAAGAAGAAGAACAAGAGAAGAAAAAACUCACACAGAUUCAAGAGUCCCAGGUCAUGUCCCAUAACAAGGAGCGACGUUCCAAGAGGGAUGAAAAACUAGACAAAAAGUCUCAGGCCAUGGAAGAACUGAAAGCAGAGAGAGAAAAACGGAAAAAUAGAACAGCUGAGCUGCUUGCCAAAAAACAGCCAUUAAAAACAAGUGAAGUCUACUCUGAUGAUGAAGAGGAGGAAGAGGAUGAUAAGUCCAGUGAGAAGACUGAUCGCUCAUCUCGGACGACAUCCUCUGAUGAAGAAGAGGAAAAAGAAGAGGUUCCUCCAAAGUCCCAGCCAGUUUCCCUGCCUGAAGAGCUGAACCGGGUGCGAUUGUCACGACACAAAUUGGAACGAUGGUGUCACAUGCCUUUUUUUGCUAAGACAGUCACAGGAUGCUUUGUACGAAUUGGCAUUGGGAACCAUAACAGUAAACCUGUCUAUCGGGUUGCUGAAAUCACUGGUGUUGUGGAAACAGCCAAGGUUUACCAAUUGGGUGGCACUAGGACAAACAAAGGAUUACAGUUGAGACAUGGCAAUGACCAGCGUGUGUUCCGCCUGGAGUUUGUCUCAAAUCAAGAGUUCACAGAAAGUGAAUUCAUGAAAUGGAAAGAAGCGAUGUUCUCUGCUGGCAUGCAGCUGCCUACCUUGGAUGAGAUUAACAAGAAGGAAAUGUCCAUUAAAGAAGCUUUGAAUUAUAAAUUCAAUGAUCAGGACAUUGAAGAGAUUGUUAAAGAGAAAGAGAGAUUCAGAAAAGCUCCACCCAACUAUGCCAUGAAAAAAACGCAGCUUCUGAAGGAGAAGGCCAUGGCAGAAGACUUGGGAGACCAAGACAAAGCAAAGCAAAUCCAAGAUCAGCUGAAUGAGCUGGAGGAAAGGGCAGAGGCCCUAGAUCGGCAACGAACAAAGAAUAUUUCUGCCAUUAGUUACAUCAAUCAACGAAAUCGAGAAUGGAAUAUUGUUGAGUCUGAGAAGGCCCUUGUGGCGGAAAGUCACAACAUGAAGAAUCAGCAGAUGGAUCCCUUCACUAGGCGGCAGUGCAAACCAACUAUUGUCUCCAAUUCCAGAGACCCUGCUGUUCAAGCUGCCAUCUUGGCCCAGUUGAAUGCAAAAUACGGCUCUGGUGCAUUACCAGAUGCUCCAAAGGAGAUGAACAAGGGUCAGGGAAAGGACAAAGACGUCAAUUCUAAGUCAGCCAGUGACCUCUCAGAGGACCUGUUCAAAGUGCAUGACUUUGAUGUGAAGAUAGACUUGCAAGUUCCCAGUUCAGAAUCAAAGACGCUGGCCAUCACAUCAAAGGCUCCCCCGGCCAAGGACGGUGCUCCAAGAAGGUCUCUGAACUUAGAAGACUACAAGAAACGACGAGGGCUUAUCUGAGCGUGCCCAGCCUGCUGCUUCUGACCCUGCAUGCACCGCGAUAAUGUUCUCCUCUCCUCUUCUCCCUUGGUUUGCCCUCUUUGGGCUGGAGCAGCAGGGGUGCUGGGAAGAGACUCUUUAAACUGCCAGUCAUCUGUAACAUAAAACCAUUUACUGUAUAGAUCUCCCUCAUCUGCCCACCCACCCUCCCUCCCCUCCUGCUGCCCCCACCUGUGUGGAUUC
Gracilinanus agilis (Agile Gracile Mouse Opossum) is the source of this 2352-nucleotide messenger RNA. RefSeq names its product RTF1 homolog, Paf1/RNA polymerase II complex component (gene RTF1). The transcript is spliced from 18 exons. Gene Ontology annotation, molecular function: DNA binding; RNA polymerase II C-terminal domain phosphoserine binding. Gene Ontology annotation, cellular component: Cdc73/Paf1 complex. NCBI's taxonomy places the organism in Eukaryota, Metazoa, Chordata, Mammalia, Didelphimorphia, Didelphidae. Bases 1 to 2130 code for a protein of 709 amino acids. The record is from RefSeq and is a predicted model, not a curated record.